Molecule: messenger RNA, 2240 nt
Organism: Cannabis sativa
Lineage: Eukaryota; Viridiplantae; Streptophyta; Magnoliopsida; Rosales; Cannabaceae
Product: 3beta-hydroxysteroid-dehydrogenase/decarboxylase
Exons: 12
Coding region: 106-1881 (591 amino acids)
Biological process (GO): steroid biosynthetic process
Molecular function (GO): 3-beta-hydroxy-Delta5-steroid dehydrogenase (NAD+) activity
Source: RefSeq, a predicted model, not a curated record
AUUAUUAUUAUUGUUAUUAUAAUAUUCGCUCAGCUCACCCACUCUCUCUCUCUCUCUCUCUCUCUCUCAUUUUUCUGACGUUUUCUUGCUCAUUUUCUCGGGAAAAUGGGGGUCGACGACGAUCGCCUAGCUGAGUUAAAUCCUAAGACUAGGACAUGCGUUGUUAUCGGCGGGCGAGGCUUCAUCGGAAGAUCGCUUGUUCUUAGCCUCUUGAAACUUGGUAAGUGGUUUGUCCGAAUAGCCGACUCCGCUCACUCCAUUCACCUCGAUCCUUAUGAGCAUGACUCCCUCCUUUCACAUGCUAUCGCCUCCGGCCGAGCCUGUUAUCACCACAUCGACGUUCGUGACAAGUCUCUGGUCUUCAAAGCUGUUGAAGGUUCUUCUGUCGCUUUCUAUCUGGAUUAUGCUGAUUUGCAUGCUGAUAAUUUUCAUCUUUGCUACACAAUUAUUGUUCAAGGUGCAAAAAAUAUCAUCAACGCUUGUCGAGAAUGCAAAUUAAGAAAGUUAAUAUACAACAGCACUGCAGAUGUGGUUUUUGAUGGUUCACAUGAUAUAGUAAACGGAGAUGAAUUGUUGCCAUACCCUGGGAAAUUUGAUAACGUAUUAAGUGACCUUAAGGCUCAAGCAGAAGCGCUUAUCCUCCUUGCUAACAAUAUUGAUGGUCUUUUAACAUGUGCAAUUCGUCCUUGCAAUGUGUUUGGACCUGGGGACACAAAUCUUGUGCCAUUUUUCGUGACCUUGGCACAAUCUGGUUGGACAAAGUUUAUUAUAGGGAAUGGUGAAAGCAUAUCAGACUUUACCUAUGUUGAGAAUGUCUCUCAUGCCCUUAUUUGUGUAGAAGCAGCUCUAGAUUUUAGGACGGCCUCUAUAGCUGGCAAGGCUUUUUUCAUCUCAAAUCUUCAUCCCACAAAGUUCUGGGACUUUUUAUUACUUAUUUUGGAAGGCCUAGGAUAUCAAAGACCACUAAUUAAACUUCCUGCAAGGAUGGUUUGGCACAUUUUAUCAUUUAUAAAAUGGGCGCAUAGAAAAUGGGGCUUUCUAGAAUGCAGUCAUAAUCUGUUUCAUUAUGCUCAACUAGCCUCACGCUCAAGAACUUUCAACUGUUCUGCAGCUCAGAAACAUAUUGGGUACUCACCAUUGGUCUCCAAUGAGGAAGGUGUCUCACUAACCAUUCAGUCAUUCUCACAUCUAGCUCAAGACAUCUUUUAUUCAAGAUACUGUGAUCGUGUUGAACCAUCAAAAGUAGAGAAGCUUCUAGGUGGUGGGAAAGUUGCAGAUAUAUUGUUGUGGCGUGAUGAGAAGAAAUCAUUUGCAUGUUUUCUUGCUCUUGUUCUGCUGUUCAACUGGUUUUUCCUAUCUGGAAGAACUUUUGCUGAUUCUGCAGCCAAGCUGCUGCUACUUCUAACGUUUGCUCUUUUUGGAUACAGUGUACUACCUACGAAAGUAUUUGGUUUCGAUGUCAAGAGGUUGCCUAUAUCUUGUUUUGAGAUUCAUGAAGGGAUAUUGAAAGAUUCAAUUACAGCAGUUGCACGUUUGUGGAACAGAGGGUUCUAUUGUGUUAGAUCUUUGGCCAAUGGACACGAUUGGGAACUUUUCUUUAAGGUUGUAGCGUCUGUAUAUUUUCUGAAGUUGAUAUCCAUACAAUCCUUGAUGAUGGCUAUGGGCAUAGCUCUAGCAUUUGCUUUCACUGCAUUUUUUGUUUACGAACAAUAUGAAUCUGAAGUAGAUGGAGUAUCAAAGCUUCUACACAGUGGUGUGAAAGAAGUUGUGAAAUUAUUGAAAAGCCUACCUCAUUCAGCGGCAUCUAUUAUUUGUAAGAAGAAUAAUUAUCCUCGCCAAUAUAAGAAGUCUACACCAGCACAAGCACAACAUUGGAAAUAGUAUUCAAAGCUUUCAUUCAAAUUUUUCUUAAUUAAUGAUAAUGAGUGAUGGGGCUAGUUAACAUAUGCUUGUAUUAAGAUAGAGUUGGGGCACUCUCCCACCAAGAGAGAGAGAGAGGGUUUAAUACAGUAUAGUCUUGUCAGUUUCUUACCUUUGUUAGUGUAUAGUCUUGUCUGUUUCUUAAACCGGUAUGCCAUAACCUAAAUUAACCUAUACUAGUGACUAGUAACUAGUGAUUAUGAAUGUUUAUUGGAUCUGAAGUUUCAUGUCGACAACUGGUAAUUUACCGCAGUUGGAAAAGAAAUCAAUGUGCUUUACUAUAGAGUAAGGGACUUGUAAGAUCAACUUAUUAAGUUUGA